Molecule: messenger RNA, 2125 nt
Organism: Paramecium sonneborni
Lineage: Eukaryota; Ciliophora; Oligohymenophorea; Peniculida; Parameciidae
Source: the annotation of a GenBank genome assembly
AUGUUUUUUAAGUAAAAUGCUUAAUUUAUUUGUAGUUUUGGUCGAUUUUUUGGAUUUGGUAUGCAAUCUAAAUUAGAUAAUCUCCUUACAAAAGAAAACCUAACUUUAGAAACAAUUUUAAAUGAAGAUGAUAUAUUACAAGAACUAAAAAUGUCUAGCUCAGGAAAAUUUGCUGAUUUGUAAAAAUUUAAAUAUUAUUUUAAGCAUAAUAUCUCAUCCAGAUGAAUUUAAAAAAAUGAUUCAUUAUAUAAUUGAUGAUGUUUAACCAGAAGAAUAAGAUAUUCAUAAAUAUAUAAAGUAAUUUUGAAUAUUAGAUUAUUAGAUAUUAAUUCAUCAUAAGUGAAGUCUUUGGUUCUGAAAAUGAGAAACUAAUAAAUUAUUUAUUAUAUAAUCAUAUUGAAAAUAAUCAAAAUGAUAUUUAAAACUCCCAAGAAGAUUAACAAACUGAAUCAUAAUAAGAAAAUAAAUAAUUAAAUUAUAACCCCUUAAUUGAUGAUUUUCUUAAAGUUUUAUAAAAUGAUACUUUAUUAGUCACUACAGCUGGUUAUAUAAAUAAGAUUAUUGGAGCCAUUAUUCAUAGAAAAGGACAUGAUGUAAAAGUCUAUUUCAUUUAUAAUAGUUUUGGAAGUAUUUAAUAAAAAAUCAAACUGUAAUUAAAAAUUUAUUCAAACAUGUUGAAUUAAAACAUAUAUCUGAAAUUUUAGAAAAACUACUAAUUCUAGAUACUAAUUAAGAAGAAGAAAAUAAUGAUAAUAAUUUUCUAAUUGAGAGAUCUGCAUUGAUUAUAAGACUUUAGAAGUUCUUAACUCUCCAUUCCCAUUGUAAUAUAAUUAUUUCAAAUGUUUGUGAGAUAUUCAUAGAACUCUAUAAAAGAGUGUUAAUAUCACUUGAAACCAUGUAAUGUCUAUUAAAAAUCAUGCUUAAUAUUCCUAAACCAGAAUAUUUCAUAAAUCUUGCUAUAUAAACUUAAAACUCAUCUGUUUAUAACUUAUUAAAUAUUCAAUAUGAGUUUUAUACAAAAGUUGAAUCUUUAAAAGAUGAAAAUUAUGCUUUUGAUUUUAAAAAUCUUUAUUCAAGUUUAAUUUCACUAUUACCAAAAGCCCUAAUUCAAUAAGAUCUCUUUAAAGUUGCUUUUUAAACUACAAAAGGUGAUCAGUUAUUUCCACUUGGUGAUGCUAAAUUAUCAUUAAUAUCUUUAAUUAUUUAAAUUUGUUAAAGAUAAGAACUAACUCAACAAAUUACAUAAUUUAUCAUUUUUUAAGAUAUUUUAGAUCUAAUAAUUAAACAUUCUUACAAUAAUUAAUUAUAAAUCUUAUUUGAUAAAUUAAUUACCACUAUUGUUCAAAGCAAUGAUUCUCAUUUACAAAAUCUUUUUUUCUAAGACUAAAUUAUUUUUAAAUUUUUAAUUAAAUACAAUGGUGUAUAAUAAAGAAAAUAAAAACCAGCUUAUUAAGGAAUUUUAACUAAAAUUACAAAUUAUCUGAAUUCAAAUAUAAACAAAUCAGAAUAAUUAGAAAACUCUAUAAAUUUAAUAAAUAAAGAAUGGUAAAUUUACAUAGAUGAAUUAAAUGAAGUAAAUUUAAAAGAAUUAUAAUGGAUGUGUGGAGUCAAUCCGAGAAUAAAGGAAGAAAUAAAUUUGGAAUUUUCUAGUCCUUUUACGCCUGAACCAUUAAUUUCAUAUUAAGCAAUAGAAAAGAUAGAAAAUAGUGAUGACAAUUCUAUUAUUGAACAAGUUGAUAAUUAAAAUAAUGAUAUUUAAUUUCAGAACAAUGAUUAAAUAAAUUAAUAAGAUCUUAUUUCGAAUUCAAAUGAAACUCACAAUAAUCAGUAAGAAUUUGAACAAAAUUAAGAAAAUUAAAUUGCAGAAGAUAUAACUUAAGAACUAAAUUAAAAACAUUAAAUUUAAGAAAAAGAAUCAAUUUAAGAACCAGAACCUACAGAAUUAAUUGAUUAAAAUUAAUUAUCAGACUAAAAUACACAUAAAGAUGAUUAUGAUAAUUAAUAAGAUCUUAGUGAACCUGAACCUUAAUAAGAAAAUAAAAUUUAAUAAUAAGAACCUUAGGCAGAACCUAAUAUUGCUUUAAAUGUUCUAGAAUCUAAUUUAUAAUAAUAGGAUGAAAAUUGA